AUGGGUGCCUCUGUCCUCAUCGUCGGUUCUGGACUCUCAGGCCUGGUUCUUGCUCUAGCACUCUUGCGCAACGGUGUAUCCGUCCGAAUCAUCGAUAAAGCACCAAAGUUUGGCGUCGGCCAACGCGGGUGCGGAAUCCAGCCUCGUACACUCGAACUCUACAAGAUUCUCGGGAUUCUUCCUCAAGUGCUAGAGCUUGCUCGCCCUGUCCCAAUCAUACAUCUACACUCCUCUCCCGAGGGAAACAAUCCCCCGAAGAUUUUGGAUCUCAACGCCGCAAUGGAAAACACGCCACUGUAUCCAUGCAUUAACCCUAUGAUCUUGGGUCAAGAUCGUCACGAAGAACUCAUUCGCUCGUACCUACGCCAAGAGUACAAUUGUGAAGUCGAACUUGCCACAGAGCUAGUCUCAUUCGAGCAACAAGCGACGUGUAUCAUUGCUCACCUUUCUCAUGGGGGUGGAACAACAGAAACCGUUGUAUCGGACUGGUUGGUCGGGACUGAUGGCGCGCAUAGCACCGUCCGCAAGCAGCUUGGUUUGACAUUUAUGGGAGAAAGUCGAACUUCAGAUAGUCUUGUAGUCGGUGAUGUUCAUGUGAAAGGUGGGUUGGGGGACAGGGAGCACUGGCCCUUUUGGGGAAAUGAUUUCGUUCGCAAAGUUGUAAGCUUGCGACCCUUCGAAAUCAAGGACGACGACAGAUACAAUUUUAUGAUGGGGGGUCUAGACAUUGAUCACGAUAAAGUCGCUUCGAGUCGAGAGGAACUUAUCAAGCUCUUUUAUGAAGUCUCCGGAAGAAGGGACGUCGAGUUCGGGGACCUGAUAUGGAUGGGUAUUUGGAGGCCGAACAUUCGUAUGGUUGACAAGUUUGGUAAAGGAAGGGUCUUCGUUGCUGGAGAUGCUGCGCAUGUCCACCCUCCCGCCGGAGGUCAGGGGAUGAACUCAGGCGUUCAGGACUCGCUCAACCUUGCAUGGAAGCUCGCCCUUGUGCAGAAGAACAUAGCGCCCGUGAGCAUCCUCGAGUCGUAUACGCAGGAAAGAAUGCCAGUCAUUGCGUACAUGCUCAAUAUGACGGAUGGGUUGAUUAAAUCGACGAUGAAAGAGGGCGGCACUGGUGAAGGGUUUUCUCGAGAUUUCAACCUCCGACAGCUCGGUGUCAAUUACAGAGGGAGUACCCUCGUCGUUGACGAGAAACAUACGAGACGAGGUGAAUUCAUUGACCCUUACCGAUCAGGCGAAGAUGGGACUGUUCGAGGAGGGGAUAGGGCACCAGACGCACCCGGUCUGGUCGCGGUCAACGAUGACUCCAUAUCGACGAGUCUAUUCGAGAUUUUCCAGUUCACCUGUCAUACCGUCCUCAUUUUCUCCGACCCGAAGGAUGAUCAGUCGGACAUCCUGAACAUAUCCACGUCGUAUCCUCAGGGUCUCGUUCAGAGCGUAGUUAUCUACCCGCAAUCAACGACGCCACCUUCCAUGCUGGCGGUGCACCGACUAGCUGAUCAUGUAUUUGCCGACCGAGAUGGAUUCGCAUACAAGAACUACAACAUCGUUGGUUCGGACGCUACCAAAGUCGUUGUAGUAAGGCCUGAUGGAUACAUUGGCGCAUUAAUAAGUGGCGCAGAUAGUUUAGCGAGCUACUUCGGGGCUAUCUUUUUAGGGCAGACCAUGUUUUGA
This is a messenger RNA of Desarmillaria tabescens, 1671 nucleotides long. RefSeq names its product FAD binding domain-containing protein. NCBI's taxonomy places the organism in Eukaryota, Fungi, Basidiomycota, Agaricomycetes, Agaricales, Physalacriaceae. Gene Ontology annotation, molecular function: oxidoreductase activity; FAD binding. The coding region runs from base 1 to 1671 and encodes 556 amino acids. The transcript has 11 exons. The record is from RefSeq and is a predicted model, not a curated record.